CGGUAGUAGUAUUGCCGUCAUGUCUGGCAGAGGCAAGGGCGGGAAGGGGCUCGGCAAGGGGGGCGCCAAGCGCCACCGCAAGGUGCUGCGCGACAACAUCCAGGGCAUCACCAAGCCGGCCAUCCGCCGCCUGGCUCGGCGCGGCGGCGUCAAGCGCAUCUCGGGGCUCAUCUACGAGGAGACGCGCGGCGUUCUCAAGGUCUUCCUGGAGAACGUGAUCCGCGACGCCGUCACCUACACCGAGCACGCCAAGAGGAAGACGGUCACGGCCAUGGACGUGGUGUACGCUCUCAAGCGACAGGGGCGCACCCUCUACGGCUUCGGCGGCUAAAGCUUCUUGCCUCCCCCCAGGCUAUCUCGAGAACCCAAAGGCUCUUCUAAGAGCCACCCACUUGAACUGGAAAAGAGCUGUAUUGCUGCAAAAUCGGUAAAAUGAAAGUAAAUGUUAUUAACUUAGUUUUCGUUAAUCGCGUAUUUUAUUAAGUUGCUUUACAGGUAGUUCUUAAAACCAUUAGACGUUUGAUAACUAGCUAUAUGUGUAUUGCUACUAUGGUUGGGGGGGCUAUCCUAGACAAGUAGGUUAGGAAACAUAAAAUGCUAUUGAUGUCAGUAUCAGCGUAAUUAAAAUCCAAUGAGUAAAACACCCUAAAC
Molecule: messenger RNA, 651 nt
Organism: Chroicocephalus ridibundus (black-headed gull)
Lineage: Eukaryota; Metazoa; Chordata; Aves; Charadriiformes; Laridae
Product: histone H4
Exons: 1
Coding region: 20-331 (103 amino acids)
Biological process (GO): nucleosome assembly
Cellular component (GO): nucleosome
Molecular function (GO): protein heterodimerization activity; DNA binding; structural constituent of chromatin
Source: RefSeq, a predicted model, not a curated record